CCAAGCCCAAACCAAAUGCUGUCGGGUCGAUAAUCGAACCCGAAUCAGACCCUCUUUCAAUAUUUCUUCGAUCCCAACUCCGCUCGAGAUCGUAGCCAGAAGCUAAUUCCUCGGGUCAAAGAGAUCGAGCAAAAAUAAUUUUCCUUCAACUUUAUGCCAAACAGGCAGUAAAAGGCACAAACAUCAGAAUGGAACUAGCAGACAGGGCAGUUGGGUUUCUAUUAUCUUUCGUCAGCAUAUCCAUAUUCACGUAUUAUACUUUUUGGGUCAUCAUUCUGCCAUUUGUAGACAGUGAUCACUUCAUCCACCAGUAUUUCCUCCCGCAAGAGUUCGCCAUACUAAUACCUGUAUUUGCCGGUGUGGUGCUUCUUUGUUUCUUAUGCGUAUUUGUUGGAUUUGUGAUGCUAAAAUCCAAAAAGAAGAAGGCUUGAUGGAAUCAGUUUAGUCAUUUAUUUUUUAGUUCUUUUUUUAGAAAAAAAAAGACCCAUAGAGCUUAUACUUUUCUUACUCCCCCAUCCCUCCUUUUUUCCAAUAGAUUUUGUGACGAUAUGGACGAGAAUUUUAAUUGAGAUUUGUUGCAGCUUGCAGAUUUUGUAUAUCUCUAUCGUUUCUUAUAAUAUUGGAAGCUCACAUUUUAUAUAUUAUCUUAGGAUUGAAGCUCAGUUUGGAAAAUAAUAGAGAUGAACCACUUCAUGUUCUGCAUUUUGC
Molecule: messenger RNA, 708 nt
Organism: Juglans regia (Persian walnut)
Lineage: Eukaryota; Viridiplantae; Streptophyta; Magnoliopsida; Fagales; Juglandaceae
Product: dolichol-phosphate mannose synthase subunit 2-like
Exons: 3
Coding region: 189-431 (80 amino acids)
Biological process (GO): GPI anchor biosynthetic process
Cellular component (GO): endoplasmic reticulum membrane; dolichol-phosphate-mannose synthase complex
Molecular function (GO): enzyme regulator activity
Source: RefSeq, a predicted model, not a curated record